AUGUUUGUCAGAGCACCUUCUCUCGCCAGACCGUCGGCGGCCCGCUGGCUGCUGAAUUUUGCACGCCAUGCCUCCAGCGCAGCUGGCAAGUCGAAAAAACCAAUCCCGCGUCCAGGCAUCGACCGGAUUGGCGUGCCUUUCGACCCCUACGUGCCCAUGAGAAUGUCCCGUCUGCCCAGCCCGCUCACGGCGCCAAAAGUGUACUUGAAAAGCAUCUGGAACCGUCUGCUCCUUUUCGCAUACAAUCAGGUCCAGGUGUACUACUUCAAAAAGUCGAUGGGGAAGAAGUACAAGCCGAACUUUCUCAAAUGGAAAAAUGAGGCCAUCGAGACGUUUGUCAGAGUGAACAAGGGAUUCGCCGAGAAAAAACUGGCCUCAAUCCGCACAAACGUGUCCGAGUACGUCUACAACGCGCUGGAGGCCAGGACGAAACGCAUGCCUUCGACGACGACCAUGGGCUGGGAGCUUAUGAAGUUCAACUCGGUACCAAAAAUAAUCAGCGUGCACUCGUUCCCGCACGAGGACGGAGUGCCCCUUCUUUUGCAGAUCGUCUACAAGUUCGACACUAAGCAGCAGCUGGUCGUCAAGAAAGCCGGCCAGGACGUCCAGAAAAACGUCAGAGACCUCACAGAGUAUCUGGCCUUCAACGUCGACCCAUUCACGGACAGAAUCGUCCUUGCCGGCUCCGUGUUCGAGUCGCCCGUGUCCAGAGGAGUGGCUCCCAAGGAGGCUGGCGGGAAAGAAGAGAUAAUGGCCCAGAUGAAAGCCCACGGAGACAUCUACCGCGUCGAACAGCCUCAAAAAUAA
This is a messenger RNA of Ogataea angusta, 807 nucleotides long. RefSeq lists its product as uncharacterized. The coding region runs from base 1 to 807 and encodes 268 amino acids. Gene Ontology annotation, molecular function: ribosome binding. The transcript has a single exon. Gene Ontology annotation, cellular component: mitochondrial inner membrane. Gene Ontology annotation, biological process: inner mitochondrial membrane organization; protein insertion into mitochondrial inner membrane from matrix. The record is from RefSeq and is a predicted model, not a curated record. Lineage: Eukaryota; Fungi; Ascomycota; Pichiomycetes; Pichiales; Pichiaceae.